CGUUGUGGCACUUUUCGGAGAGAAUGAUGCGGAUGUGUGAGGCUGCAGGCGUAGUAGUGUCGGCGUACUCACCCGACUUCAGUCCGAUUGAAGAGUUCUUUGGCGAGCUGAAGAAUUACAUCAGGUCACGAGUGCAUGACGAUUGGGAGCUUAUCAAGGCAGACUUCAAGUUAUUCUUGGAAGAGUGUGUAAAGGCGGUGGGUAGCCGAAAAAAGAGUGCUAGAGGCCAUUUCAAGAACGCACUAAUUAGCAUUGAGGAACCAUGAACAUGGGCUAUAACAAUUUAUUUAAUUAUUCUU
This is a messenger RNA of Trichoderma virens Gv29-8, 299 nucleotides long. RefSeq lists its product as uncharacterized. Bases 24 to 266 code for a protein of 80 amino acids. The transcript has a single exon. Gene Ontology annotation, molecular function: nucleic acid binding. The record is from RefSeq and is a predicted model, not a curated record. Lineage: Eukaryota; Fungi; Ascomycota; Sordariomycetes; Hypocreales; Hypocreaceae.